AUGCUUACACUGGAUGUGGAGUUUUGGUCGAGGUUACUUGCAGUUACUGACGCUGGCAUAUUGCGAUAUGGACAGCCGGCGAACGCAAGAUGGACGAUAUUCCCUCAAGAACUUAAUUUGCAAAACAGAAAAACAUAUUUUCUUAGAAAUAUAGCAAAUGGUGUUGGAAGCCAUCCUAAAUGGAAGGAUGUGGAUAUGGGUCUAUUCCCCAUAAACGUUCCUAAUGCCCAUCGGUUUUUGGCAGUGCUACAUUUACGUAUUUGGAAAGUACACAUUUAUGAUUCAGCACGACGUAUGAAUUACUUCACAAUGUACUUGACUGGUGGAGAAUUCAAAAGUUUUGGGGAUAGUAUAAUCGAAGAGCUAGAUGCGAUUGACUACUGGAAGGAUUUCCCCGAUGGACACAAAGACAACGUAGUUGUGGAGUUUAUUGAUAUUGUAGAUGCGCCACAACAAGAAUAUAUUGCUAAUAGAGGGGAUUGUGUAGUAUUCGUAAGCAUGUAUAUGGAAAUGAUUGCUUCGGGGGUACCGGUGAAGAGUGAUAAACCAUGUAGAGAUGCGGGAUUUCUCUACAAAAAUAGGAUGACAAAUAUUAUUUGGGAUACUAAAUAACUUGAUGUUUGG
Lactuca saligna is the source of this 624-nucleotide messenger RNA. The record is from the annotation of a GenBank genome assembly. NCBI's taxonomy places the organism in Eukaryota, Viridiplantae, Streptophyta, Magnoliopsida, Asterales, Asteraceae.